This is a messenger RNA of Schistosoma turkestanicum, 654 nucleotides long. The record is from the annotation of a GenBank genome assembly. Lineage: Eukaryota; Metazoa; Platyhelminthes; Trematoda; Strigeidida; Schistosomatidae.
AUGAUUGGAAGAAUAUUAGUGCACAGAUUCUUAAAGAAUUAUUUUCAAUCUUACAAAUUCUCCACGACCCCUAAGCUUUUGGAUCUAAGCGAGUUUUUUGAUGAUCAAAAAAACUGGGGCGAAUCAACCGUAUACAGUGGGAGACCAUGGCGCAAGGAAGAGCUUCGACUGAAGAGUAAUGUUGAUCUACAUAAACUAUGGUAUGUGCUUUUGAAGGAGCGUAACAUGCUGAUGACUAUGGAGGAAGAGCAUUUACGUUGUUUGGAGCGUAUGCCUAACUCUGAGCGCUUCGAAAAGGUUGAGGAGAGUAUGGAGAAUCUCCUAAUGGUCGUGGAAGAACGUAACCGUGCAGAAGAUGAAUUAGAGAAGGGUGAAUGGGUUGGUCCAAAUGUUGUAGAGUUAGUGGACCCGUUAGGUCGUGCAGUUCAAACACUAACGAGUGAACAUCUUUCUCCUAAAGUUAUACCAAGUCAUGCAGAGUCAGACGAGAGCAUGUGGAGUGAAAGAACAAUAAACCUGUUGAGAUUGGAACGCGAGCAAAAAAUCAUCCGCAGGCGCGAAAACCAACGAAGACAGCGUUACUUUGAACGACUUAAACAGUGGAAUAAAAGUGACUAUCUAAACGAAAAUUCGAUUGAAAAACAAACAAUGUGA